AUGGGGAACCAAACAGAGGUGGAACAAUUCAUCUUGUUGGGUCUGACUAACAACUUGGAGCUUCAGAAUAUACUCUUUGUAAUGUUUCUUCUAUUGUAUUUGGCCAUCUUAAUAGGGAAUGGAGCUAUUGUCAUUGUAAUUUUAGCUGAACCACACCUUCACAGCCCCAUGUACUUUUUCCUAGGAAAUCUUUCCUGCUUUGACAUCUUCCUUUCCACAGUAACUGUACCAAAGACAUUGGCUGGAUUACUAUCAGAAAUGCAAACGAUUUCUUUCAAUGGCUGCAUAGUCCAAUUAUUUUUCUUCCAUUUCUUGGGCAGUAGUGAAGGUAUUCUCCUUGGACUUAUGGCCUAUGACCGCUAUGUUGCCAUAUGCAACCCCUUGCACUAUACUAUCAUCAUGAGAAAAGAGGUCUGUGUCCAGAUGGUAGCAGUAGCCUGGUCCACUGGUUUUUUUCAUGCCUUGAUGCAUGCAGUGGUGACUGCUUGCCUUUCAUUUUGUGGUCCAAAUCACAUCGAGCAUUUUUUCUGUGAUAUCAAGCCAUUGUUGAAACUGGCCUGUGGCAGCACAAAGCUCAACCUCAUGCUUCUCAGUAUUGUGACCAGCUGUGUUGCUAUGGGCCCUUUUAUCAUUAUUGUUCUCUCCUAUCUCUACAUUAUUAUUUUUCUUCUUUUCAAAGCACAGCGCAAAAGAGGUUGGCAGAAAGCCUUCUCCACUUGCGGAUCCCACCUGACUGUGGUGGCCUUACUCUAUGUUCCUGUGUUGUUUAACUACAUGCUUCCCACUGUGGGUACCUCAUUGGAACGGGACAUGAUAAUAACUGUCUUAUAUAGCACAGUUACCCCAGUUUUGAACCCACUUAUUUAUACACUAAGAAAUCAAGAAAUUAAAAUGGCAAUUACAAAGAUUUUGAGGAGAAAAAGUUUCAGGUUUUGGUGA
Messenger RNA from Python bivittatus (Burmese python), 939 nucleotides. Its product is annotated as olfactory receptor 12D1-like. Lineage: Eukaryota; Metazoa; Chordata; Lepidosauria; Squamata; Pythonidae. Gene Ontology annotation, cellular component: membrane. Gene Ontology annotation, biological process: G protein-coupled receptor signaling pathway. The record is from RefSeq and is a predicted model, not a curated record. Gene Ontology annotation, molecular function: olfactory receptor activity; G protein-coupled receptor activity.